AAAAGAAAAAAAUACAAAAAUACAAAACUUUGCUUAGUGGCUUCCCCAUAAAUCAUGUGAUCUUGUUUGCUUUAAAUAGGGUGUGGAAUUGCAGAGCACUCGUGUGAUUGAUGGUUCUCUUUACUUGGAAAUUAUAUGGAAUUCAGUUCACAUGCCCCUUUAUCGAGGGCACGAGUCACAAGGCAACUAUUUAAAGCUUGUCUUUGGGUCGAUAUGCAACUUAGAACCUCAUCAACGACGCUCAAUUGUGGAACCGAUCUACUUUCAAACUGCACCACAAACUCACAUUUCCAUGUUCCUCACCAAUCCACCAAGCUCUCCUUUUAUCAUCCUCUCCACCGCUUGAACUUCACUUCACCCUCAUGCAACUCUAACCCUUCUUCUUCUUCUUCUUCUUCUUCUUCAAUCUCUCACUCUGCUUCUGAGCUCGGAGAUUUCAAUCAAGAAUCCAAAACCAAUGAUUUAAACUUGAAAGGAAUAGCUCGAAGCUUGACUGAUAUAGAGGAGUCCAGAAACUCAAAAACAGUAAGAGAGUCAUCAUAUUGCAAGUAUAACAGAUCAAUGAUUCCCAAAGCACCAUCUUUUUCGAUAUAUAAUUCGGCCUGGAAUGAGACUCAUGAUGGUGAUCAAAACCCAGAAGAAGAAAUGAAUCAAGAAGGGCUAGAGAGGACUGUGACGAUAGGAGAUAGCAUAGAAGCCAUUGAUGGGUCUAAGUUAAGCUGUGGGAAGAAAAGUAUGGGGUUGAUUGAGGAAGAACAAGGUGCAGAAGAACAAGAUGGGAUUCGGAAUUUAGAUGUUAAAGAUGAAUUAGCUCGACCAGUUAGUCCUCCUCUGCAUCUUGCUACAGGGCUUGGGGUUGAUUCACCCGGUUUUGGUUUUGAUGGUGAUGAUAUUGAUUUGUCUAGGAAUGUUGAAGGGUAUUAUAAGAGCAUGGUUGAUGUUCAUCCUUUCAACCCUUUAGUUCUUCGGAACUAUGCUCAGUUUCUACAGUCAAAUGGUGACCUUCAUGGAGCAGAAGAAUACUAUUCUCGAGCUGUACUAGCAGAUCCUGAAGAUGGUGAAGUGAUGGCAAAGUAUGCUAAACUGAUCUGGACCCUCCAUCGCGACAAAGAACGAGCUUUGAGUUACUUUAAACGUGCAGCAGAAACCGCUCUUCAAGAUAGCCAUGUUCAAGCAGCAUAUGCUAGCUUCCUCUGGGAAAUAGAGGAUGAUGAAGAAGAAGAGGAAUAUCACCAAAAGCUCGCUCAGAAUCAAAGUAUAGACGCAUUGGACAUCUCAAACGGUGAUAAUAUUGAAGAAAAUUAUAGGAAAAUGGUCGAAAGUAAUCCCACUCAACCUUUGUCUCUAAAGAAUUAUGCUCAGUUCCUGUAUCAGAUCAAGGAAGACCCCCAAAGUGCAGAGCAGUACUAUUCCCGUGCCAUACAAGCAGAUCCUGAGGAUGCAGAAACAAUGGUAGAAUAUGCUAGACUGGUGUGGCAACUACAUCAUGACAGCGAUAAGGCCUCAUCUUACUUCGAACAAGCAGUCCAAGCUGCCCCCAGCAACAGUGAUGUUGUUGCAGCUUAUGCUCACUUUCUCUGGGAAAUUGAAGAGGAGGAGGAUAAUGUAAAGCAAGAUGACCAAAUAGAGGUGCAUGCUUGAGCAGAAAAUAUGUGACCUGUAGAAGUACAAUUUCUUUUGGUCGUUGUUCAAGCUUAAUCUUAGUAUUUUGCUUUUCAAUGUUAUACCCUGUGUUUAGUAGGAAUGAGAGCAAAGGAGGAAGAAUAACAAGAGGGAUGAGAGUUAGAAACUCAUCCCCAAUAGGCAGCUCUGUUAAAAAUACACAAAAUAAAAUAAAAUAAACUCAUGUUUUAUCAAUUUGGUUAAUAGGCAAAGGUAAUAAGCAUAUAAACAAAUUUGGUCUUCAAUCAAUCAA
Messenger RNA from Ziziphus jujuba (common jujube), 1915 nucleotides. RefSeq lists its product as uncharacterized. Lineage: Eukaryota; Viridiplantae; Streptophyta; Magnoliopsida; Rosales; Rhamnaceae. The transcript is spliced from 7 exons. Gene Ontology annotation, biological process: RNA processing. Gene Ontology annotation, molecular function: protein binding. The coding region runs from base 136 to 1641 and encodes 501 amino acids. The record is from RefSeq and is a predicted model, not a curated record.